AUGGGUUGUUGUUAGCAAAUAUCAAUAGUAGAAAAGGAAUCCUAGAUUUAAGGGAUUGUUUCAAUUAAAGAAGAAUUUUCUCCAAAAGCUCUCUAGAUGCAACCUUUCUCCCUAAAUUUAAUAAAAGGAGAUAUGGAUGGUAUAGAUCCUAUAGAAAAUAUGGAAAGAUUAGGGAGUACGUGUGUAGAUAACAUAUUAAAUGAGAAGUAGUGUAGCAAAUUGGAGAACUAACUUAGUGUCUAAUCUAAAAAUGAAGUUAUUAUUAAUUUGCGACAAGCAUCAAAUCCACCCUUAUUGGUUUUGGAUAAUAGUACCAAAAAUCUCAACAAAAAAUUUAUAGGAAUGCUAUGA
Messenger RNA from Paramecium pentaurelia, 351 nucleotides. NCBI's taxonomy places the organism in Eukaryota, Ciliophora, Oligohymenophorea, Peniculida, Parameciidae. The record is from the annotation of a GenBank genome assembly.